CGGGCAGGGAGCCGGGGUAAUUUUCGGCCAGACAGAUUCCACCACUCUGCUGGCGAGGGAUCUAGAUCGCGGCGCUGGAGAGGGCUGUCAACUCGGCCACUGAUAGGCGGAAAGCCAUGGCGUCGCAGGCAGGCACGGCGCAGAUUGGUUGCGGGCAUGAGGCUACGCCCAGGGGAGAUGGGACAGCCAUGACAGUGUGAUGGAUGACUUGCGAUGGGAUUGUGUGAUGGCCAUCCAUGGCUGGCUUACUGGCAAGAACGGGCGAGCGUGGCGAUGGGCGAUCGAUGCAGAGCGCGAGCAGCGAGGCAGAGUCUGGGCCUGGGCCGUGGGCCGUGGGCCGUGGACGCGGGUCAACAGGCGCAUGUGCGUUUUUACCGUGCCUUAGGGUAGGGACAGGUAUGGAGCCGGGGAAUGUUGCCGCACGCAGUGGCAGGGAAGGCAGUCCCCACGGCAGGGCUCCCCCACACGCGCCCCAGCUGCACCUGCGCACUUGACCUGCAGACCUUUCAUCGCUUCUGGCAGUGCUCGGCGCUGGGGCCAGGAAUAGCCCCCGUGGGGCCCCCGGCUGCCACU
Microdochium trichocladiopsis is the source of this 573-nucleotide messenger RNA. RefSeq lists its product as uncharacterized. The record is from RefSeq and is a predicted model, not a curated record. The transcript has a single exon. NCBI's taxonomy places the organism in Eukaryota, Fungi, Ascomycota, Sordariomycetes, Xylariales, Microdochiaceae. Bases 237 to 494 code for a protein of 85 amino acids.